AUGGUUGUUCGAAUAUCCUGUCCCAAUUUGACAUUAGAAGGCGAUAUGGUCCUGAAGCUUUUCGAUCGACGGUUUGCGACACAGCUCCGGGAAGACGACAACAUUCGACCCUGGACUCCAGAAAUUGAGAGAGCCUACCAUCAAUUCGUUAAUGAUGGCGGUGCAUCUCGUUUCAUCGCCGAUCUCAACAAUGACGAUGACACAGCACAGCAAGGCGAAACAUGGAAUAGCUCACAAGACGAGACGUAUCUUUAUGACACUGUAUCCGACCUGUAUCAAACGGAGAUUGAGGUAUAUGAUGCUCUAGAGGAUAUGCAAGGAGACGACAUUCCUCAACUACUCGCCUACGUCAUAAUUCCAGGCGUGAAGUUGACAGAAAAGGAGCCAGAGAGGCGAUAUAUCGGAGUUUCAGGAAUCCUUUUACAGUAUGUUGAGGGGUUUCCUUUAACCAAUCUUGCAGAUCACACACCAAGAGAGGCCUGGCAAAGCAUCUGUGAAAAGGCCAUUCAAAUUCUCCAUCGGAUGAGUGAUCAUGGAAUAUUGAACGAGGAUGUGAAGACGAGGAGCUUUAUCGUGAGGAAGGAAGGAUCGGCGGAAGGUGGAUACAAAGUGUUCAUGAUUGACUUUGCGGUCUGCAAUUUUCGUAAGGAUUACGCGGACGAUGCUGAAUGGAAUGAAGAAAAGGCGAUACAGGACGAAGAAGGGGCGGUUGGACUUUUCAUGCAGGCCCGUUUGAAGGGCGGAUUUGUUUUCCGUCCAUCUGGUCGAUACAAAAAGUCGGCUCAGUGUGUUGAAUGA
This is a messenger RNA of Penicillium salamii, 798 nucleotides long. NCBI's taxonomy places the organism in Eukaryota, Fungi, Ascomycota, Eurotiomycetes, Eurotiales, Aspergillaceae. The record is from the annotation of a GenBank genome assembly.